This is a messenger RNA of Ceratotherium simum simum (southern white rhinoceros), 6487 nucleotides long. It is a transcript of the gene GTF3C1, whose product is annotated as general transcription factor IIIC subunit 1. NCBI's taxonomy places the organism in Eukaryota, Metazoa, Chordata, Mammalia, Perissodactyla, Rhinocerotidae. Gene Ontology annotation, biological process: transcription initiation at RNA polymerase III promoter; 5S class rRNA transcription by RNA polymerase III. The record is from RefSeq and is a predicted model, not a curated record. Gene Ontology annotation, molecular function: DNA binding. Gene Ontology annotation, cellular component: transcription factor TFIIIC complex.
CCGGGGCCGUGGGCGGCGUGGCGCGCAGGCGCUCCGGGCGCCGCCAACUGAAGUGGUCAUGGACGCCUUGGAGUCGUUGUUGGACGAGGUGGCUCUGGAGGGGCUUGAUGGCCUGUGUCUGCCCGCACUGUGGAGCCGUCUGGAGACGCGGGUGCCGCCCUUCCCGCUGCCUUUGGAGCCCCACACGCAGGAGUUUUUGUGGCGGGCCCUUGCCACGCACCCGGGCAUCAGCUUCUAUGAGGAGCCUCGGGAGCGACCCGACCUCCAGCUCCAGGACCGGUAUGAAGAAAUCGAUUUGGAAACUGGAAUUUUGGAGUCCAGGAGGGACCCGGUCCCUUUGGAGGAUGUCUACCCCAUUCAUAUGAUCUUAGAGAAUAAGGAUGGCAUCCAGGGCUCAUGCCGGUAUUUUAAGGAGAGGAAAAACAUCACCAAUGACAUCAGGACCAAGUCUUUGCAGCCCCGUUGUACAAUGGUGGAAGCCUUUGGCAGGUGGGGGAAGAAGCUGAUCAUUGUUGCCUCCCAGGACAUGCGGUAUCGGGCCUUGAUAGGCUUGGAGGGUGACCCCGACCUGAAGCUCCCCGACUUCUCCUACUGCAUUUUGGAGCGAUUAGGCCGGUCCCGGUGGCAAGGAGAGCUCCAGCGAGACCUCCACAGCACUGCUUUCAAGGUUGAUGCUGGGAAGCUCCACUAUCAUAGGAAAAUUUUGAACAAAAACGGGCUCAUUACGAUGCAGUCACACGUGAUCCGAUUACCCACUGGGGCACAGCAGCACUCCAUCCUCCUCCUCCUGAACCGGUUUCAUGCGGACAGGAGGAGCAAAUACGACAUCCUCAUGGAGAAGCUUUCUGUGGUGCUGAGCACACGGAGUAACCAGAUCGAGACACUGGGAAAGCUGAGGGAAGAACUGGGGCUGUGCGAGAGAACGUUUAAGCGUCUGUACCAGUACAUGCUGAAUGCUGGCCUAGCAAAGGUGGUGUCUCUUCCCUUACAGGAGAUUCACCCUGAACGUGGACCUUGUAAGACAAAGAAAGGGACCGACGUCAUGGUGCGCUGCCUCAAGCUGCUGAAGGAAUUCAAACGGAAGGUGGAGGACGACCACGACCAGGACGACGACGAGGAUGAGGAGGUCAUCUCCAAGGCCGUGCCUCCGGUGGACGUUGUGUAUGAGCGGGACAUGCUCACGCAGACCUAUGAACUCAUUGAGCGCAGAGGCACGAAAGGAAUUUCCCAAGCUGAAAUCCGAGUGGCCAUGAAUGUGGGGAAACUGGAAGCAAGAAUGCUGUGUCGCCUUCUUCAGAGAUUCAAAAUUGUCAAGGGGUUCAUGGAAGAUGAAGGGCGGCAGCGGACCACCAAGUACAUCUCCUGCGUGUUUGCAGAAGAGAGCGACCUCAGCCGGCAGUACGAGAGGGAGAAGGCCCGGAAUGAGCUCCUGACCACUGUGAGCUUGGCCUCCGUGCAGGAGGAGUCCCUGCUGCCUGAAGGGGAGGACACUUUCCUGUCCGAGUCGGACAGUGAGGAGGAGGGCGGCCGCAGCAGCAGCAAGAGGAGAGGCAGAGGACCGAGGGGCAAUGUGAGGUCCUCCUCCAGCCUCAGUCUCAGGACUCAGCCUCAUCACUCCACCCCAGCCAAGGGUGGGUGGAAAGUCGUAAACCUACACCCAUUGAAGAAGCAGUCGGCAUCCUGCCCAGGAGCUGCUGAGGGGAAAGCCUUCCGGAGCUCUGCCAGCAGGGACAGCCUCCUGGAUACCAACAGCUCCACAGACCCCAGCGUGUCCUAUGGCUCCUGCUGCAUGGAGAAUAAGAGUGGUGACAUAGCUGUGAUCGAAGAGGUCAGGCUUGAAAACCCAAAGGAGAGUGGCGGUUCCCAGAAGACGGGGAAGCACGGCCCAGGCCAAGACAAACCCCAUGAAACUUACCGACUGCUGAAACGCAGGAAUCUGAUCAUAGAAGCUGUCACCAACCUCCGCUUAAUUGAGAGCUUAUUCACGAUUCAGAAAAUGAUCAUGGAUCAGGAGAAGCAAGAGGGCGUGUCCACCAAGUGCUGUAAGAAGUCCAUUGUCCGCUUGGUGCGGAACCUGUCGGAGGAGGGUCUGUUGAGACUGUUUCGGACUACGGUUAUUCAAGAUGGCAUCAAGAAGAAGGUGGAUCUGGUAGUGCACCCAUCCAUGGACCAGAACGACCCUCUCGUGAGAAGUGCCAUCGAGCAGGUUCGUUUCCGGAUCUCCAAUUCAAGCACAGCCAACAGAGUUAAAGUGCCCCAGCCUCCAGUGCCUCAGGAGGAGGCUGAAGAAGAAAGUCAAGGAAAAGAGGGUCCGAGUGGAUCAGAAGACUCUCAGCCAAACGCUUCCUCUAAACCAGAAAGUGGACGGGUGAAAAAAGCUGAUAAGAAAAUGGGCAUAACCCAGCUUAAAAAUUAUAAGCCUGUUGUAGUUCCUGGACUUGGGCGUUCUCUAGGGUUUCUGCCCAAAAUGCCUCGCCUCCGGAGGGUCCACAUGUUCCUGUGGUACCUGAUCUACGGGCACCCUGCCAGCAACGCAGUGGAGAAUCUGGGCCUCAGCAGUGAGAGGAGAACGGGAAAGCAGGAGCCGAGCAGGGUGGGAGCCCAGCCCUGCUCCGCAGUUGACUUGGAGGCCUCCUCUGAUGCCCCACCCGAGGACAGCCUAGAUGGAGCCAGCCGGGAGGCUGAAGUGGAGCUCGCCACGGAGACAGUAUACGUGGAUGAAGCCUCAUGGAUGCGCUACAUCCCUCCCCUCCCAGUCCACAGGGACUUUGGCUUCGGCUGGGCUCUCGUCAGUGACCUUCUCCUUUGCCUGCCGCUCUCCAUCUUUGUCCAGAUUGUGCAAGUCAGCUACAAGGUGGACAACCUCGAGGAGUUUCUGAAUGACCCUCUGAAGAAGCACACGCUCAUCCGCUUUCUCCCCAGGCCUAUCCGGCAGCAGCUUCUGUACAAGAGACGGUACAUCUUCUCGGUGGUGGAGAACCUUCAGAAGCUGUGCUACAUGGGGCUGCUGCAAUUUGGUCCCACAGAAAAGUUUCAGGAUAAAGAUCAGGUCUUUAUUUUCUUGAAGAAGAAUGCCGUCAUCGUUGACACCACCAUCUGUGACCCACAUUACAACCUUGCCCACAGCAGCCGGCCCUUUGAAAGGCGUCUGUAUGUCCUGAACUCAAUGCAGGAUGUGGAAAACUAUUGGUUUGAUCUGCAGUGCGUCUGCCUCAAUACCCCGCUAGGUGUGGUGCGCUACCCACGUGUCAGAAAGAACAGCCCCGAUCAGGGCAGUGAUGAGGAGGGCAGUCUGCAGAAGGAGCAGGAGAGCGCCAUCGACAAGCACACUCUGGAGCACGCUCUGGAGCGCAAGAGCGCCAUGAUGCAGUACACCACGGGCAGCCGUGAUGUUGUGGAUGAAGGCUUGAUCCCUGGAGAUGGGCUGGGAGCCGCUGGGCUCGAUUCCAGUUUCUACGGACACAUAAAGCGCAACUGGAUCUGGACCAGCUAUAUCAUCAACGACGCCAAAAAGGAGAACAGCACCUCAGAGAACGGGCUCACAGUGAGGCUCCAGACGUUUCUGUCCAAGCGCCCGUUGCCACUUGGUGCUGGAGGCAAUGGCCGGUUGAAUCUCUGGGGAGAAGCCAGAGCAGGAUCCGAGCUCUAUGCUGGCAGGGAAGAGCAGUUUGAGGUUGGCCGAGAGCCCACGCUGGACAGGAACCGGAGAGUGAGGGGUGGGAAAAGCCAGAAGCGGAAACGGCUGAAGAAGGACCCUGGAAAGAAGAACAAGAGAAAGAAAAAAGAAGAGCUCCCAGAAGAGAAAAGCAAAAAGCUGCGUUACCACGACGAGGCCGACCAGAGCGCCCUGCAGAGGAUGACCCGGCUGCGCGUCACCUGGUCCAUGCAGGAGGACGGGCUGCUCAUUCUCUGCCGCAUUGCCAGCAACGUCCUCAACACCAAGGUGAAGGGCCCAUUUGUCCCCUGGCAGGUCGUGCGGGACAUUUUGCACGCAACCUUUGAAGAGUCUUUGGAUAAAACAUCGCAUUCGGUUGGACGAAGAUCUCGCUACAUAGUCAAAAACCCACAAGCCUAUCUGAACUAUAAGGUCUGCCUAGCCGAGGUGUACCAAGAUAAGGCACUUGUUGGAGAUUUCAUGAGUCGAAAAUGUGACUAUGACAACCCGAAGGUUUGCGCCAACGAGUUUAAAGAAUUUGUGGAGAAGCUUAAAGAGAAGUUCAGUUCAGCCCUAAGGAAUCCGAACCUUGAAAUCCCAGACACACUCCAGGAGCUGUUUGCCAAAUACCGAGUUUUGGCGAUUGGAGACGAAAAAGAUCACCUCAGGAAAGAGGAUGAACUUAGUAGCGUGGACGACGUCCACUUUCUCGUGCUCCAGAACCUGAUGCAGAGCACGCUGGCCCUCUCGGACCGUCAGAUGAAGUCCUGCCAGUCGUUUCAGACUUUCCGCUUGUACCAGGAGUAUAAGGACCAGAUUCUCGUGAAGGCCUUCAUGGAGUACCAGAAAAGGAGCUUGGUCAACCGGCGCCGGGUUAACCACAUGCUGGGCCCAAAGAAAAACCGGGCUCUGCCCUUUGUGCCAAUGUCCUACCAGUUGUCCCAGACCUACUACAGGAUUUUCACAUGGCGAUUUCCGAGCACCGUCUGCACAGAAUCAUUCCAGUUCUUCGACAGGAUCCGGGCUGCCGGCAAGUUCGACCAGCUUGAUAAUUUUUCCUUCAAAGACCAGGAUAAUAAUGACUCCCCAAGUGACCUGGUGGCAUUUUCUUUGGACGGCCCUGGAGGACACUGUGCAGCCGCCCUGACCCUCUUCUCUUUGGGCCUUAUUUCCGUGGAUGUCAGGAUCCCUGAGCAGAUCGUAGUGGUGGACAGUUCAAUGGUGGAGAAUGAGGUCAUUAAGAGCCUGGGGAAGGACGGGGCCCUGGAAGAGGACGAGGACGAAGAGGAAGACUUGGACGAAGGCUCAGGGGGCAAGCGCCGGGGCAUCGAGGUGAAAGCCCGCCAGGCGUCCCACACCAACUACCUGCUGAUGAGGGGCUACUGCGCGCCCGGCAUCGUGAGCACCCGCAACCUCAACCCCAACGACAGCAUCGUGGUCAACUCCUGCCAGGUCAAGUUCGGGCUCCGCCGCAGCCCCGCGCCCACCAGGCUCGGGCCUGCUGCCGCUUCUCUAGAGGAGCUGACAGUGGGAGCCUCCUGCCUCCCCACCACCUUCACCAGGCUGAUCAGCAGCCGAGAGGGCGCCUGCAGCCUGGAGGAGUUUGCCCACCAGGUGGAGUUGUCUGGGUACACGCCUGGAGACGUGGCCGCCGCCUUGGAGGUCCAGGGCGCCAUUGCAGCGGCGGGGUGCUUCGGGGUGGACAGGGUGGAGCUGCGCAGACGGUUCCCCGCCUUUGAGAGGACGGACGGCGAGCGCAGCAGAACCUUCACGGACUACGUCCAGGACCUUUUGGAGCGAAACCAGGUGCUGGAAGUCGGCGGCAACACCGCUCGCCUGGUGACCAUGGCCUCUGCCCAGCCCUGGCUCCUGCACUCGGUGCAGCUAAAAGGCGAGGAGGACACUGAUGCUCAAAGAGAAGACCCUCAGGCUAGACCCCUGGAGGGGCCUUCCAGCAAGGACGGCCUUGCUGAGAGGCAGGCACCACCUCCUCAGGGCCCCCGGAGCACCAAGAGGCGUGCCAGCUGGGCCAGCACUGAUGCAGCCAGUCAGAGCGGGGGGACUGACUCCGAGAGUACCCAGAAUCCCCCCGCAAAGAGGCCCAUGCUCCAGGAUGUGCGCUUGGCCCCCAGCCCCGGGCCCAGAGCAGAAGAGGGGCCAGAAACCCAGGCACCUGCUCUCCCCGUAGCUCCUGAAGACACAGGUGCAAGGGAGCCUCCCCCAGGAGCAGUGGAGGCUGGGCAGGAGGACCAAGAGGGCAUCGCGGUCCCCAGCUCCCCUGGCCAAGAGCAGCUGAGCUGUCAGGCCCAGCUUCCAGAGGGCUCUGAAGACGCCAGAGGUUUUGCCGAGAGUUCUGUGGCUGGCCGCCUCUCCCAGGCAGCACGGGAGAGGGCCUGCGAGAGCAUCUGCUUCAUCGGCCGCCCGUGGCGCAUCGUGGAUGGCCACCUGAACACACCAGUGUGCAAGGGCAUGAUGGAGGCUGUGCUGUACCACAUCAUGACCAGGCCCGGCGUGCCCGAGAGCUGCCUGCUGCAGCACUACCAGGGCGUCCUGCAGCCCGUCGCCGUGCUCGAGCUGCUCCAGGGCCUGGAAUUCCUUGGCUGCAUUAAAAAGCGCGUGCUGAGAAAGCCAGCGGCCGUCUCGCUCUUCUCUCAGCCUGCAGUUGAAGAGGCAGAGGCACCCUCCAGCCCGAGUGAGAGCCCCACGGUGUUCUACGAGCCCACGCUGGACUGCACCCUCCGGCUGGGCCGCGUGUUCCCCCACGAGGUCAACUGGAACAAGUGGGUCCACUUCUGAGGCGCGUGGUCAUCACGACCCUCCUUUCCCACCGCC